Messenger RNA from Triplophysa rosa, 925 nucleotides. RefSeq names its product homeobox A11a (gene hoxa11a). The transcript has 2 exons. Lineage: Eukaryota; Metazoa; Chordata; Actinopteri; Cypriniformes; Nemacheilidae. Gene Ontology annotation, biological process: regulation of transcription by RNA polymerase II; anatomical structure development. Gene Ontology annotation, cellular component: nucleus. The record is from RefSeq and is a predicted model, not a curated record. Gene Ontology annotation, molecular function: RNA polymerase II cis-regulatory region sequence-specific DNA binding; DNA-binding transcription factor activity, RNA polymerase II-specific. The coding region runs from base 1 to 852 and encodes 283 amino acids.
AUGAUGGAUUUUGACGAGAGGGUUUCUGUUGGCUCAAACAUGUAUCUGCCCAGCUGCACGUAUUAUGUUCCGGGGGCUGAUUUCUCCACGCUGCCCUCUUUUCUUUCCCAAAGUCCGUCUUCUCGUUCCGUACCCUACUCUUUUUCUUCUAACCUGCCUCAGGUACAGCAUGUCAGGGAGGUUACAUUCCGGGACUAUGCUAUUGACGCUUCUAGUAAAUGGCCUCACCGGGGUCCAUUGGCUCAGUGUUAUCCGCCGGAGGACAUAGUACACAGGGAGUGUUUAGCAACACCGACGACUGUUGGUGAGAUAUUCCCCAAGAAUAAUUCAUCUGCAUAUUACCACACAUCGCAUGCGAGCUCCGCGUCCAAUUUCUACGGCGGUGGUGGAAGAAACGGGGUGCUGCCUCAAGCAUUUGACCAGUUUUUCGACGCAGCCCAUGUGGGCUCGGACAGUGCGCCGAACAGCGACUAUGCAGCGAGGGAUAAACAGCACUCCAGUAAACAGGCAACGCCAGUCCCCGCACCGGAGCAGGAGUCUGAAGAAAAGGAGCGACAGGAGACCAGUAGCCCCGAAUCUUCUUCUGGCAACAACAAUGAGGAAAAGACCAGCGGUGCGAACAGUGGACCCAGGGUUCGCAAGAAGAGAUGUCCCUAUACAAAAUUUCAACUCCGAGAGCUCGAAAGAGAGUUUUUCUUCAGUGUGUAUAUCAACAAAGAGAAGCGACUUCAACUCUCACGGAUGCUUAAUCUCACCGAUCGGCAAGUGAAAAUUUGGUUCCAAAACCGGCGCAUGAAGGAAAAGAAGCUUAAUCGAGACCGAUUGCAAUACUAUACAAACCCGCUGCUGUAGGACAAGGAAAUGCCAAAAAUGCACAAACACAACAGCGGCAUUAAUGAUAUCACAAAUGAUACGAUACUGAUGA